AGUCCCGAAUGCAGCAACUUUUUAUCAAACAGUGGUUUCAAAAUUAAUGUUUGAAGUAUGACUGCGUGUCAGUUGUUGUAGAACAAAACAAGAAAGUCUUUCACAUCAUGUUAACAGACCUUUAUUAUUCCAUCAAUCCAAUGACUGGAUUGACACCAGCUCCUGGUAUUGGAUUGGAUCCACUAAGAAUGGACAUAACUGUAAUGAAAUUAUGUUUUAUCUUAGGUAGAGAAAACGCCUCUCAGAAGUAUAUCUGGGUAACUGAUGGAAAGACCUGGACUGAAGCUCAGAGCUACUGCAGAGAGAAAUACACAGACCUGGCCAGUGUGAGAAAUGAGACAGAGCAUCGACAGAUACUGAGCCUCUCACUUGGACAUACUGUAUGGAUUGGUCUGCACAGAAACAGACUGUGGUCAGAUCAGAGCAACUCUUCUUUCACAUAUUGGAGACAAAUGGUCAGCUUUGAAGCUUCACAGCCAGAUAAUGGUUUUUACACACCAGGACAGAAUGGUAAUCAACACUGCACAGCUGUGUCUUUACAACAUUUUGGCCAGUGGACAGAUGAACAAUGCUAUGACAGUUUGCCUUUCUUCUGCUAUAGUGGUUAUACGAUGGGGUUGAGAGUGAAAUUCACAAGUGUGGAAAGUUUGUCAAAGUCUCAGAUUGAAGUCUUGAUUAUACAACUGCAAGAAGAAUUUAUAAGACAGGGAGUUCCCAGCAACUUCACCAUGCAUUUGAGGAAGGAAAAUAAAAUUGCUCCAUGAGAGACGAGGACAGCGUUGUUCAACAAAGAAAAUUGUUUUAGGUUUCAUGUUUUGAACUUCCUAUAAGUUCUACAAUGCUAAAAAGGUAUAUCUCAACUCCUGAUUUGACCAAUUCUGUCAUUUAAAAUAUAGAAUACGGU
Molecule: messenger RNA, 904 nt
Organism: Megalobrama amblycephala (Wuchang bream)
Lineage: Eukaryota; Metazoa; Chordata; Actinopteri; Cypriniformes; Xenocyprididae
Product: aggrecan core protein-like
Exons: 3
Coding region: 108-764 (218 amino acids)
Source: RefSeq, a predicted model, not a curated record